Messenger RNA from Varroa destructor (honeybee mite), 2090 nucleotides. RefSeq lists its product as uncharacterized. The record is from RefSeq and is a predicted model, not a curated record. NCBI's taxonomy places the organism in Eukaryota, Metazoa, Arthropoda, Arachnida, Mesostigmata, Varroidae.
CCAUUCGGGGGGUACGUAGCCUAGAGGACACGGCGGAGACCUGCACAGAUGGGAAAGGGCCGGCGCGCUGGUUUAAAAGUGCCUCCACAGGCAGAGUGGCCAUGGGAAAGCUGGAGAGUACUCAACCACCGUGGAUGCACUGAACAAGGAACAAAACUGCGACACGGAGAAACACAAGCAGAAAGUCCAGCAACAGCAAAUAAUAUUACCAACUUGUCAUUUGCCACUGACCCUGAAGAACGGUGCACACGAGCCCGAAGGGUAGGCUCAUAAACGGGGCGGUUAAAGAGGUUAGAAACUUACUAAAGAACGCAUCCAAGCAGAAGUCAAGAAGUGUUACCCAUCACUGCAUCCAAGACAACGAAGGGCAAAAGAAAGACCAAAGCAGGCUGAAAAUUGUGCCGACCAUCGCAGAAAGGCGUUCUGCUUUUGCACGAGAUCUCUUUCUGUACGUAGACUAGCCUCGGCACGUAGAAAACCCGACUGACAACAAGUCCCUUCGAACGUUCGAAAAGAAAUGGCCAAAACCGUGUUACUCAGCGUGUUUAUUGCUACGGUUUUGUGCCUAGCGUUUCUGGCCGGGUCAGCUGCCGGUGCCGAAGAACAGGAACAUGCUUUUCAGGGAACGGCAACUGGUCACGGAAGGGCUGCAUCGGAUACUGAGAUGAUGAAUGCGAUCAGAACGAUUCUAUUGCGUUCUCUACGUUCUCCUCGCUACCAUGGUGGUACCAGCCGCAGAUACGAUUAUGUCAAGCGAUUUCCGGAAGUCAACGCCCGGGGCUUCGAGUCAGACAUUUUUGACGAGGGCUUUGGUGAUUUUAGCCCCGUCAGGCGCCGAUAGAGUAAUCAUGCGACCACACAACAGAAAUCCUCGAAGCCUGCGAAAGCGGCAUUGAAUGACAGGGUGGAUGACGGGUGAAUGAUUGAUGAUCAAACGCUAAUAAUACAGUUAUCGCCCGAACGGCAGAGGAUGGAGCGAACAGAAGAUACCAGCUCGUGUAUAUUCACGCCCCAGUGAGAAUCCAGCCUCCGGUCUCCGGGAAAAUAGCACCAAAGGAAAGGCAAAAACAGUUCCUAAAAAAAUACCUCAUCGUAACCUGUUGUGCUGAAAAGUUACGCCAUAGACUUUGCGCGCAGCAAGGAUGCUUUCGCGGCAACACGUCAUAGUGUCUAGUCAACAUGUAUUAACACGACGAACAUAGCUGACGUCGCCAUUGAAACGUGUAAUGGAAAAAGAUCAUUCGUAUAAGCACACGUGAUCGCGUCACACUUUAGACUGAUUUUACACUGAUAUAGAUUUCUAAUCAAAUAGAACGAUGUUACCAUGCAAACAACAGCAGUUCGUGGAUUUCCACCAGACCCCACUAGGUACUGAAUAAUGACAGAAACGUCGUAACGGCAACGAGAGAUCAACGGCAAAAUGAAAAUCAGCCCCACCAGUUAUUAUGAAGUGAAAAUAUCGAUAUCGUAUCUCAGAAACUGAAUCUCCCAAAUUGAUAUCGCAUAACUUACGACACGACACGACACGUUCCCACCGGAACGUUGCGCAUAACUUAAGUGAAUUACACUUACGCCGCGCUCGCAGCGACACACAUGACACGUUUACAUGAAAACAGCAUAUUGAAAAUUAUAACUUAUUCAAAACGACAUAUGUAUAUAUAUAUACAUAUAUUUCUUUGAUGCAACCAAAGAGAGGCGUGAAUAUUUGUUCGACGUUAAUUAUAAGACCCGAAUGAGUGUUGGACUUCGCUGAAUUGAUCACUGCGAAGGUUAGCGAACCAAAAUUAGCUAAGAAAAAUUGAAGCUUGUUAGUGUCGGGAACUAUCCCCCGAUAGAGAACAACAAUCAUAGAAGACCUAUCAAUCAGUCAGCGAGAAUGAAACGAACCCACAUACACAUGUCCCGCAUAACCAACCCCUGAACAUGAACCCCUGAACCCCUGAAUCUCAAAACUGAAAGACUUGCUGGAAGAAACGCCACUAUACAUUAGAUAAGAAAAAAGUGACCGGAUAAGACUAUGUUAGUAAUCCUAUUUUCGAAUAUUAGCCAAAUAAAAAAUAUAUGCAUCGCAGAUUGUGUAUAUAUAUAUA